AUGAUUAACAUUGCAAAACGAUCAGUGGUUUCUUUGCGAUUCUACUCUGCGGCCGCUUCAAGUUUGUCGGGUGAUCUUAGAAGUAAAAUUGAUAAGAUGGUGAAGUCAGGUGAUGUUGUGGUAUUCAUGAAAGGAACGCAAGAUGAACCGUUGUGCGGGUUUUCGCGGAAUGUAAAGCUGGUUUUGGACUACCACGAUGUGAAAUUCAAGGAUUACAACGUAUUGAGCGACCCUGAACUAAGAGAAGGGAUAAAGACUUAUAGUGACUGGCCCACUAUACCACAAGUGUACAUUAAAGGAGAGUUUGUUGGAGGAUGCGACAUAUUAGUACAGAUGCACAAGGAUGGAGAAAUCUCAGACUUUUUCGACUCAAAAGGUGUAGCGAACAAAUACGGAGAGAAGAAAGACUAA
This is a messenger RNA of Angiostrongylus costaricensis, 411 nucleotides long. NCBI's taxonomy places the organism in Eukaryota, Metazoa, Nematoda, Chromadorea, Rhabditida, Metastrongylidae. The record is from the annotation of a GenBank genome assembly.